CCGACAACCGAUCAAUUGGUUGAAACUCUAUUCACGCUCUUGAAACGGCCAGAAUGAACCUAUAUCAUUAUCGAUGCUUUGGACAAAUGUGGAGAGUGGGAUGACGUACUUGAUCUCUUGUCGAGGAUAGCGACACAGAGUGGGCCAACCACAAACCUUCUCGUGACAAGCCGAAUGGAGCGAGAUAUCCAAAUUUUUUUGGGGCCUUUGGCGACCCAAAAUAUUAUUGUCGGUGGGCAUAACGUGCGCCAUGACAUUGAAACGCUCGUACGGCGGGUUCUCAUGACCGACGCCAAGUUGAGAAGACGACCGCCUGCGCUCAAGGAGGAGAUUGAGCGUGUUCUUGUCCAAAACUCCAAUGGAAUGUUUCGAUGGGCUGCUUGUCAGUUGGACACUUUACGUACCUGUCUGACUCCGUCAGCUGUGCGCAAAACCCUCCAGUCUUUACCUAAAGACCUGGAGGAGACCUACGAUCGAAUCCUAUGCAGAAUCACGGAAAAGUCACAUCCCCUAGCCCUGACGGCAUCGCAGUUUCUUACUUUUUCCGCUGGUCCCGGUCCAUCUCCACGAGCUGGCCGAGAUGAUUGCUAUCAAGCCGGGGACGAGCAUAUUUAUCGACAUCGACCGGCUCUUUGAGCCCGAAGAAGCGCUAGCAAUCUGUUCUAGUCUGGUCACUCUCUUAAACAACAAAUGUGUUCGACUCGCGCACCACUCUGU
Messenger RNA from Penicilliopsis zonata CBS 506.65, 717 nucleotides. RefSeq lists its product as hypothetical. The transcript is spliced from 2 exons. Bases 175 to 636 code for a protein of 153 amino acids. NCBI's taxonomy places the organism in Eukaryota, Fungi, Ascomycota, Eurotiomycetes, Eurotiales, Aspergillaceae. The record is from RefSeq and is a predicted model, not a curated record.